UCGAGCAGAGUCAAGAUCAAAUGUGAGGAAAGCCUUUACAGACAAUAAUGAAUCUGCAGGCUAUCAUGUAACGGAUUAACCCUGCAGAGCACGUUUUGGUGGAAAAAUUGGAUGGCGGAAAGAUUUCGGAGUGAAGAGCCAGAUCAAUAAAUAAUCUACAGACCAUGAACUAUGUGGGUCAGUUGGCAGGUCAGGUGUUUGUGCAGGUCAAGGAGCUUUACAGGGGACUCAACCCUGCAACUCUGUCAGGAUGUAUAGAUGUCAUCGUGGUCCGGCAGCCCGAUGGCACCCUGAAGUGCUCCCCCUUCCACGUCCGCUUCGGCAAGAUGGGUGUGCUGCGGUCCAGUGAGAAACUGGUUGACAUCGAAAUUAACGGAGAGCCGGUGAGUUUGCACAUGAAGCUGGGAGAGAAUGGAGAGGCCUUCUUUGUCAAAGAAACUGAAAACACGAUGGAAAUAGUCCCGUCCUACCUUGCGACCUCACCCAUCGUGUCGACUGGUGCAGAGUUAAUGGAGUCCCAGCUGGGGAGGGGCACUUUCCGUCACCAUGACACCAUCCACUGCGGUUCACUUCCUGUCCAGAGCCUGGGACUGCUGCAAAGUGAUGGGGGGAUGAUAAAGAAGAGGAGGAAGAGGAGGAGGAAGGCACGACCAGAGGCAGGUGGAGGAGGAGGGAGGAGAGAGGAGAGUGAUGAAGAGUUCUCGGAGGACCAGGACAUGUUUACUAUUGACCUGAGCUCUGACGAGGAGAGAGAGGGUGACAGCAGACCUGUGUACGGUGAUCUGGGGUCUAUAGCCAACACGCUCACACACCCCAGCACUGACUGGAUCCGUUCACAGAGUCAUGGGAUCAAGACGGUGGAGAUGCUCUCCAUCCCUUCAGCCUGUGGUCUGUCCAUCUCUUGUCCUCAGCAGACCUCUCACUUCUCCCCCCACGUUAGCGGCCUCGACGAUUCUAGGUCAUCAACACCGAAGAGCGACUCAGAGCUAACCAAUCAGAAAAACCCUGAGAUGGAUCGCAAGGCUAUAAGCCAUGGGCCGGCCUUCCUGACUGACCACCAGAAGCAGCACCCUCCCCCAGUGGUUUCCAUCCCGGUGUCUUCCAGCACUCAUUUUAGAACCAUCCAUGACACGGGACCCCCCUCCCUCAAUCUCUACGCUCCCCAGCCAGGGGAGUCUGCUGCUCACAGUGAGGACAAGGACACCGAAGAAAGCAAAAGUGGAGCCAGGGCCGAACUAACUAUGACGACUGUGGACAGGCCUGGAGUUGGAGAGGUGGAAAAUGUUGGGCAGUCUUGUGCGGAGAUUGAGGGUUUAUCAGCCAGCUCAGUGUCUCCCAGGAUUCUCAUUGAUCAUCUUGAAGAAGGUGGGGCUGGAGAAAGUCCAAUCAGAUCAACUGAUUCACCAUCCAAGAGGAAAGAAAAAAGAAGCCAACACCUUGGCGCUGAUGGCAUUUACCUGGAUGACAUCACAGAGCUGCAGCCUGAAGUAGCUGCUCUCUACUUCCCUAAAAGUGACGGUGGCAGCAGCUCCAUGAGAGGCGACUCUGAGUUGAUGAUGAUGGGAGUAGGGAGCGCAAAUCAGUCCCCCCACUCAGAGGGCAGCAGUGGGAUGGGCAGCAGUGGGAUGGACAGCGGUGUUGACAGUUUGUCCGACCACAUAGGGGACCUGCCUCAUGUUUCCAUCUCUUUGUGUGGAGGACUCACUGACAACAGAGAGAUCACAAGAGGUAGACAAAAUGUGGUGUGUCAGUUUUCGGAAAACCCUUCUCUUAUCGAUGACCCCAACCUGGUUGUCAAGAUAGGAAACAAGUACUACAACUGGAACACAGCAGCUCCUGUCAUGCUGUCAAUGCAGGUUUAUCAGAAACCACUGCCCCAGGCCUCAGUGGAGAACAUCAUGAAGGAGAAGAUGCCAAAGAAAGGAGGACGCUGGUGGUUCUCAUGGAGGAGCCGGAACAGCGACUCCAAAUCAGAAUCAGUGACGGAUGGGGGGGGAGACAGUGGAGAGAGCUCACUCACCAUGCCCUCAAUGAACAGCACAAAGGAUGAGUCAUCCUCUAGUGAUGAGGACAACAGAUCGUCCAAUCAGGCAUCAGGAUCCUGCCAGCCGGAGCCCCUCAUGAGUCCUGGCAGCGUCUUUUACAAGAAGACUCUUCGGCUCAACUCAGAGCAGCUGGCUAGCCUGCAGCUGAAAGAGGGAGCCAAUGAAGUGGUGUUCAGUGUGACCACUCAGUAUCAGGGCACAUGUCGCUGCCAUGGCACAAUCUAUCUGUGGAGCUGGGAUGACAAGAUAGUUAUCUCUGAUAUAGAUGGAACCAUCACCAGGUCAGACACGCUGGGUCACAUCCUCCCUACUCUGGGUAAAGACUGGACCCACCAGGGUAUCGCUCGGUUCUACCACAAAGUCAGCCAGAAUGGAUAUAAAUUCAUGUUUUGCUCGGCGAGGGCCAUUGGUAUGGCUGACAUGACGCGAGGCUACCUGCACUGGGUCAAUGAGAGGGGAACCAUGCUGCCUAUGGGCCCGGUGCUGCUCAGCCCCAGCAGCCUUUUCUCUGCUUUGCACAGGGAGGUGAUUGAGAAGAAACCAGAGAAGUUUAAGAUAGAGUGUCUCUCAGACAUAAAGCAACUGUUCUACCCCAACACUGAGCCUUUCUACGCUGCUUUUGGAAACAGAGCUACGGAUGUGUAUUCCUAUAAGGAGGUGGGCGUUCCUCUGAACAGGAUUUUCACUGUCAAUCCCAAGGGGGAGCUGAUACAGGAGCAUGCCAAAACCAAUAUCUCCUCCUAUGUGCGUUUGUGCGAGAUGGUCGAUCAUGACUUUCCGCGCCUAGCUCCAAAUGAGGACCUUCCCCGCUCCGACACCUUCGACCAGUGCUACUGGAACAAAGAACUUCCUGAACGCACUGACGAGCAAGAUGAAGAGCCACAGCCCCUUGAGGCAAGCUGAGGAACCCCCUUCACGCUGUGGUCAGUGGUUUCAGGGUUCAUUGUGUAGCUCAUGUCCACAGGACAUGAAGCACUUAUCCAAGAGCUGUUCCUGAUGAAUGAAAGCUUCUUGGCUUCUUCAAGGAUCAAAGACUUAGAAGAUAGGUAACUACUGAUUCAAGUCACUUAUUGCGAUUUCUAUAUCCAACAUAAACAAUCCACCUUGCCAUCAUUCAACAGUGACAACACAAGAAAACAAAAAAAGUAUUUAACUGAUUAUUUUCCCGGAUAAGUGCACAACACAGACUCACGUAUUAAAAAUAUGAAGGUGCACUGACUCAUAGACACACACGCAAGCAGCACACAAAAGUAAAUCAUGUAAAUGCAUUCCAUUGGACUACAUUGCAGAGCAGAAGUACAUUAUGCUUACAUUUGGCUGGUUCCCAUUCUCUACUUCAUCCCAUACUACUAUUAAUUCACACUGGAGGUUAAAACAAGCUGCCACAAUACUAUGGGUGACAAUGAUGAUAGUUAUUGUUAUCUUUCACCAAAUGGCUUGUAUAUUCUGGUAUCAAUAUCGAGUCAUCCCUACUUUUAUCCCUUGAAAUAUUAAGUAAUAAGAAUGGCACUUUGUUAAUUAACUAGUACUAAUACUACUUUUGCAGAAAUGUUGCUGUAACCAAACAGAGAUUUUAAACAAGAAGCCUCCAAAAGUGUUAACAAAAUAUAAAUGACAUACAAUUCAGCCUGUUGGUGCAUUACUCAUUUUAAUCUUUUAAUGAACAGUGGCUUUUUUUACCCAUCGUAAACAGACACCUGGUUGCAGUUUGACCUGGUCUAGUAUAGUGACUGUAGUUAUUAUUAACUACAAAAAAUACCACAAUACAUUACAGUGAAAACAUCCAGUACAUGCAAAAACAGCACAGAAAGUGUUUCUAGUGUUCCCUUGUGUGCCGAACACCUUUGCAGGUCCAGAUAAAUGUGUGUGUGGACCGUGCUACUGUGAAAAAUGUUCUAACUUCAAUACUCAAGAUCAAUGCAGGUCAAUGCAAAAUACCUGUGUGUGUUCUUUAUGUCUGUUUUUAUAUGUUCAAGUUAACACAGGUGAUAUACUAGAAUGUAGUCUAUACAUAACUCAGAGUGUAUGUUAUUAUAAUAACUAAUGCUCAUCAAUGCAAUGACUGCUGAUUUUAAGUUUUGUGAAGUUGUUAAUGCACUGAACAAUAUACUGUGGAGCACUUAUCUGUAAAGGAGAACAGCAUGGUGAAAUAGGUUGAGGUUUGACUCGACACAUUUCUUUCAGUCAUUUUUACAUUUUCGUUUCAUUUGUUAUCAUGUUUAUGUUGCCAUCCGUUGAUCAAAUAACACUUAUUGUAUUGGAUUUAUUCAAAUGGAAGCGUUUAUUUUUACCACAUGUCUAACUUAAAAUGGGGGAAACCACUGUAACUCAUGAAUAACAUUAUUUUAUUUGAACAUAUGAAGUGAAUAUUUAAGCUCUGCUAAACUGUUGAGAGCUGAUAUAUUGUCUAAUAUACUUUGUUACUGGUUCUCAUUUAGUACUCACAGCUAUUGUAUGUUUUAUUAUGAAUCUGUUUUUAAACCUGCCACCUCUCGUUGCACUGAGAGGGGGUAGUUUCAUCAUGUGACCACUUCAGCAAGAGAACAACAUGCAGUAUUUUAGGAAAGACAAUAGGUGACUUUCUUGUCUCCUUUCGGGUGUCAUGUCAGCUGGUAAUCAUGUGUUAUUUGUCAAUUCAUCUAAUGCAUCAUAGGUAUCAAGAGGGAUAUUAAAAUGACAGCCAAACUUGUACUUUGUGCAGCAUAAUGAAGAUACUUUCAACCCCCAAAAAGUCUCUGUUUGUAUUAAAACGUAAAUAUUAGGUAGUUAAAAGCAGCUCUGAAUGCCUUUCAUCUUCUUGUAAGGAGAGAAAAUGCUACAACUCUCCAGAUUUAAAGCAAUUCACCAGAUUUCAAUAACAAUUUAACCAUUUAAUUUGUAGUCAGAUAGUAAUGUGUCCUAUAUUGAAAAAAAGACAUGAAAUCAAAAUGACAGAAGACUGAACUAGGAUUGAUUGUCUGUUAUACUGCUAUAUAAUCUUGGUGCAUAGGAUAGAUAUGUCUAAUGCUGUGCUGCGACCGACAAAAAGAGAAACUAAUCACCUUUCAUCUAAAAUGUUUGAUGUUCAAAUGUCUUUUGGGAAUCCAGUGUAAGUUGUACCAGAUAAAAGAUACAGAGGACGCAUGCUGUUGUGAUUCAAAGAUGUGAGUUGAUGUGGAUGUUAUGAUGAUUGUCACCAGAUUUUUGUAGGGAAGUAUAUGCCCUGUUAUUGUUAUAAAUAUGUCAAACAUGCACAGACACGAUAACUUGUGAUUAUUUAAGCCAAACAAACACUCUGAUCCGUGUGAGGUCAUUUAAUUUGAUAAUCGUAAAAUCUCUCUGCCUUUAAUUCGAGCACAGAGAUAUACUUACUGUACAAUUUCAUAUGGAAAUAAGAAGUAAGAAUUGAUUUUUCCUCUUAAUGAACACAAUGCUCUUCCCCUUUUUUAAAGUAAAUCAUCUGUUUUGAUGAUUUUCACCUGAUUCUUUCUGUGAAAGAUCGUAGGAACUCUUGACCAGAUAUCUGUCUCUGUGUUGACAUGGAUGUCGAUCCGGUUUGCUUUCCCGUGUAAAGAUUAUGUUCAGGGCACCGUGAAGCAGCGUGCAAGCUACUGUCGACAACAUAGUUUGAAUAAAUCUGUACAGUGGACACAUUUUUCAAUAAACUCAAAGGUGAUUGCUACACUGUGUUUCACUUCCUUUUAACAGUUCUGCAUAUUAA
Molecule: messenger RNA, 5745 nt
Organism: Notothenia coriiceps (black rockcod)
Lineage: Eukaryota; Metazoa; Chordata; Actinopteri; Perciformes; Nototheniidae
Product: phosphatidate phosphatase LPIN1-like
Biological process (GO): positive regulation of transcription by RNA polymerase II; fatty acid catabolic process; cellular response to insulin stimulus
Cellular component (GO): mitochondrial outer membrane; nucleus
Molecular function (GO): phosphatidate phosphatase activity; transcription coactivator activity
Source: RefSeq, a predicted model, not a curated record